CAACACUUCUCAUCCCCUUCCCCUUCAGCCAGCUUUAUAUUAGCUAUGGCUGAAAUCAAAUUUAUCAUUUUAUGGACUAUAUUCUGCUUUUUGGAUUGCUGUAAUGGUUCCUGUGAAGCAACAAACUCAAGUUCUUUACCAAAAUUCUCAGCGCUUCUCUUCUUCGGUGAUUCUUUACUGGAUACCGGCAAUAAUAACUAUAUCAAGACAGUGCUCAAUGCAAAUUAUGCUCCUUAUGGUCAAGACUAUCCUGGAAAUGUUCCAACAGGAAGAUUUUCAAAUGGGAAAUUGAUUCCUGACAUGUUAGGUUCCAUUCUUGCAAGCAAAGAAGCAGUUCCUCCAUAUCUGGACCCAAAAGUUUCAGACAGUGAUAUAGUUUCUGGUGUUAAUUUUGCAUCAGCUGGGUCUGGAUACGAUGAUUCAACAGCGUUGUUAACUAAUGUUAUUCCAUUUUCAAGGCAAAUUGAAUUGUUUAAGGAAUAUAUAGAAAGGCUUAAAGGUAUUAUUGGAGAAGUAAAAGCUAAGGAGAUAAUUAAUGGUUCUUUAGUGUUUAUAAGUUCAGGAACAAAUGAUUUAAUUCUUAACUAUUAUGACAUCCCUACAAGAAGGUUGGAAUUUACUGUAAGUGAUUAUCAAGAUUUUCUACUUGACAGGCUACAAAAAUUUGUUAAGGAGUUUUAUGAUCUUGGUUGUCGUUCAAUUGUUGUAUGUGGGAUUGUUCCAAUUGGUAGCUUACCUCUUCAAAUGGUGAUUGGAAGACUUGUGAGCCCAUUUAGUUUUGAGGAUCAGAACAGAGAUAUCCAACUUUACAAUCAAAAGCUUACCAAUUUAUUACCUCAACUACAAGCAACUCUUCCUGGGACCAAAUUUGUUUAUUAUGAUAUCUAUGAAACAGCAUUGGACCUCGUUAAUCAUCCCGAAAAAUAUGGUUUUACUGAAACAAAGAAAGCAUGCUGUGGAAAUAGGCCAGGCAACCUUCUGAUUCUGUGUGAUCCACUAACUCCACCAUGCGAAGAUGCUUCUAAAUUCCUUUUUUGGGAUACGAUUCAUCCAACUUUGACAGGUUACCAAUUCCUUUUUAAAGAUAUUGUAGAAAAUGUUCUUCCUCAAUUCUUGUAGAAUUAUAUAUUUAUUUAAGGAGAGAGAUCCCCAUUGUAAUAGCUUCA
Messenger RNA from Jatropha curcas, 1166 nucleotides. RefSeq names its product GDSL esterase/lipase At2g30310. The record is from RefSeq and is a predicted model, not a curated record. Gene Ontology annotation, biological process: lipid metabolic process. Lineage: Eukaryota; Viridiplantae; Streptophyta; Magnoliopsida; Malpighiales; Euphorbiaceae. Gene Ontology annotation, molecular function: lipase activity.